AUUAGAUACUACAUACAUUUAGUUUCUUCCGGCGGCAGAACACAUGAAAUGUAUCAGCUGAAAGGUUGUGUAUUGCUCCUGUUUGUGGGUGCUAUAGCAGGGGACGGAAGUGAAACCUUCUUUACUAAACGUGUGUGGGCAAUAUUGGUAGCAGGCUCAAAUGAAUGGUUCAACUACAGGCAUCAAGCUGAUGUCUGCCAUGCAUAUCAAACGCUAGUCAGCCAUGGCGUUCCAAAAGAAAGAAUUAUUACUCUCAUGUAUGACGAUAUUGCAUUCAAUACUUUGAAUCCACACCAAGGACAAAUUUUUAAUGAACCGAAUGGUACAAAUGUUUAUGAGGGUGUUGUGAUAGAUUACAAGGGAAAAGAUGUUAGUGUGGAUACUUUUCGUCAUGUUCUACUUGGUGAGAAGGAAGCAUUAGCAAACAUUGGCAGUGGAAGAGUGCUUUCAAGUGGAGAAACAGACCAUGUUUUAAUCAAUUUCGUUGAUCAUGGAGGCACCGGAAUGCUUAAUUUUCCUAGUUCCAAUUUAUAUGCUGAUGAUUUAAAGAAUAUUUUAAAGAAUAUGAAAGAUAAGAAAAUGUUCGAUAUUCUAGUUAUGUAUAUUGAAGCAUGCAAUUCAGGCUCCAUGUUCGACAACAUAAUUGGAGGAACUGAUGGCGUUCUAGUUAGUACAGCUGCAGCUCCAGAUGAGUCAUCUUAUGCUUGGUAUUGUGAAAAUGAACUGGAAACAUGCUUAGGAGACCUAUAUAGUAUAACCUGGAUUGAGAGAUUAAACAAGAUGAUCUCUAGCGAGUCUUUAUUUGAACAAUUUGAUGCGAUUCGUACAUCAGUGCUUCAAAAAAGUCAUGCAAAUUUAUAUGGUGACUAUCGGGUUGGAUUUUAUGAACUGGGCUUAAAUUUUGAUGUAAAGGAUAAGAAUUCAUUGAGGGUUCAAAACCAGUAUGAGAUGAUAGAAGAUGGUGUUGAUAGCAGAGAUGUUCCACUUUUCAUAGCGCAAAAAAAAUACCAAAAAGUUAAAAAUAAAGGAGAAAGAAAAUCCCAGUAUGAACAAAUAGUUGAGAAUCGCCAUUUCGCAGACAACUUAAUAUCAAAAAUUAUGCAUUUAUUCACUGAAGGAAAUCUUAGGUUAAUGAGAGAGUUAGAAAACAAAAUUCUUCCAAUAAAUGAAAAUGUAUUUGAUUGCUACAAAUCAAUAGUUAAUUCAUUUCAGAACAACUGUUUCAAGCUAUAUGAGCAUACUUACUUCUUAAAGCAUACAUACAAACUAUCAAAUAUAUGUGUUAAGAGACUUAAGCCAGAAAAGAUGAUAAAAGCAAUAGAAUCUAUCUGCAAAGAUGUGAAUAAAGGUGAUACAAUUAUAAUCUAGAAUGAAUAAAAAAUUGUUUAUAUUAAGCUAAUCUUGAUGAAUAAACAUAUAAAUAAGGUAUCUCAUAAAUAAAAACAAUUUAACAA
Molecule: messenger RNA, 1454 nt
Organism: Nezara viridula (southern green stink bug)
Lineage: Eukaryota; Metazoa; Arthropoda; Insecta; Hemiptera; Pentatomidae
Source: the annotation of a GenBank genome assembly